Myotis daubentonii (Daubenton's bat) is the source of this 1686-nucleotide messenger RNA. RefSeq names its product SAMM50 sorting and assembly machinery component (gene SAMM50). Gene Ontology annotation, cellular component: outer membrane. The record is from RefSeq and is a predicted model, not a curated record. NCBI's taxonomy places the organism in Eukaryota, Metazoa, Chordata, Mammalia, Chiroptera, Vespertilionidae. Gene Ontology annotation, biological process: mitochondrial respiratory chain complex assembly; protein insertion into mitochondrial outer membrane.
AAGGGGCGGGGCUAAGGCGGGGCAACAUGGCCGCCCCCAGCGCGCUGCGUCCCAGAGCUUGUGGGUGGUGCGCGGCCCAGUAGCUCCGCCGCCGCGGACGCGCCCUCUGCCGUCACCCGUGAGCCUGGGCUGGACCCUGGCAGCUCUGUGAGGCGGCGGUCGGAGAGGGAGCCAUGGGGACGGUGCACGCCCGGAGUUUGGAGCCCCUUCCAGCCAGCGGGCCUGAUUUUGGAGGGUUAGGAGAAGAAGCUGAAUUUGUUGAAGUUGAACCUGAAGCUAAACAGGAAGUUCUUGAAAACAAAGAUGUGGUGGUGCAGCACGUUCACUUCGACGGGCUUGGGAGGACCAAGGAUGACAUCAUCAUGUAUGAAAUCGGAGACGUGUUCAAGGCGAAAAACCUCAUUGAGGUGAUGCGCAAGUCUCACGAAGCCCGUGAGAAACUGCUCCGCCUGGGAAUAUUCAGACAAGUGGACGUCUUGAUCGAUACGUGUCAAGGUGACGACGCACUUCCCAACGGCUUAGACGUGACCUUUGAAGUGACCGAGCUGCGGCGGCUGACGGGCAGCUACAACACCAUGGUCGGGAACAACGAGGGCAGCAUGGUACUUGGCCUCAAGCUCCCCAACCUGCUGGGCCGGGCAGAGAAGGUGACCUUCCAGUUCUCCUACGGCACAAAGGAGACUUCCUACGGCCUGUCCUUCUUCAGGCCGCAGCCCGGGCACUUCGAGAGAAACUUCUCCGUGAACUUGUAUAAAGUGACGGGGCAGUUCCCGUGGAGCUCCCUGCGGGAGACAGACAGAGGCGUGUCAGCCGAGUACAGUUUCCCCAUCUGGAAGACCAGCCACACCGUCAAGUGGGAGGGCGUGUGGCGCGAGCUGGGCUGCCUCGCCAGGACUGCGUCUUUCGCCGUCCGGCAGGAGAGCGGCCACUCCCUGAAGUCCUCUCUCUCGCACGCCAUGGUCAUCGACUCCCGGAACUCCUCCAUCUUGCCCCGGAGGGGGGCUUUGCUGAAGGUGAACCAGGAGCUGGCCGGCUACACCGGAGGGGACGUGCACUUCAUAAAAGAAGACUUUGAGCUUCAGUUGAAUAAGCCACUUGUGUUUGACUCCGUCGUCUCGGCCUCUCUCUGGGGCGGGAUGCUGGUCCCCAUCGGAGACAAACCGUCCAGUAUCGCCGACAGGUUUUACCUCGGGGGACCCACCAGCGUGCGCGGCUUCAGCAUGCACAGCGUCGGGCCGCAGAGUGAAGGAGACUACCUGGGCGGAGAGGCGUACUGGGCCGGCGGCCUGCACCUGUACACCCCCUUACCCUUCCGGCCCGGCCAGGGCGGCUUCGGCGAGCUCUUCAGAACACACUUCUUCCUCAACGCAGGCAACCUCUGCAACCUCAACUACGGGGAGGGCCCCAACGCUCACCUUCGCAAGCUGGCCGAGUGCAUCCGCUGGUCCUACGGCGCGGGCAUCGUGCUGCGGCUGGGCAACAUCGCCCGGCUGGAGCUCAACUACUGCGUGCCCAUGGGCGUGCAGGCAGGGGACAGGAUCUGUGAUGGCGUCCAGUUUGGAGCUGGGAUCAGGUUCCUGUAGCCGCGAGCAUCCUCCAGCCCCUCCCCGGAAACACGUUGGAGCGAUUCUCUGGCCGCAGCCCUCGUGGGGAUCCCUGUCAAUAAACGUUCAAGACAAACACUCA